UGCUCUUUGAUGCGGCUCAUAUGCACAUGCCAGUCAAUCCUUCAGUAGCGUCACCGUGACCUCAGCUCAUCUCAACAACCUUGGAUUGAUCGUUUCAGGCUACCGGGACUGAAAGAUGGGCCAUCUUAGCUACAUUCAAACAUCGCUAUAUUCUGCUCUCUGAAUCAUUGCGACUUAGCCUCUGAAUAUCACUCACACCCCAGCGAGGUAAUUUCGCCAGGAAGACGCCCUUAAGGGGCUUCAUCGAGAGACCUGAGCACACUGAGAACAAAUAUCUGGGGGCACCCAGCCCCCCACCUAGGAGAUAUUACCUGUGUAGCGUCCCUUAACCAUGGGCAGAGGUAACGGAUUUUUCAAGAAUCCUUAUCCCGGAUUCUAUAAUCGAGAGCAAGGAAGAUGGUACUGCAGUUGUAUGAAUGGGCCGCAGUUGGCAGUUCGACUUCAAGUCAAGAAGGAAGGACCUAAUCAGGGCAGGUUCUUCUACACAUGUCGAGAGCCCCGGGACCUUGGAGCGGUUCCGGGCCAGUGUGGGUUUUUUCUUUGGGAGGAGGCAGCGCAGGAGCGGGAGAAGAAGGCGGAAUCGAGGCCGGUACAGCAUUCGGAGUACGUGCCGGACUUUGCAAAUAGAGAGCUGAUGCCGAGACUUCCUUGGUUUCCCCCUUACGGCGAAGGUUUGCAUUUUGUCGACGAACCUUAUUUCGGCUGCUACGAAGUGGAAGACUACGGCUGGGCUCCGGAUUCUACGGUUGAUGACGAUUUGGACAGUGUGAAGGUGAAGAAAGAAGACAUGGACGACAGUGCAAGCGGGUUAUCGGCGAUCAAGCCUUCUAAGAGGAAGCGUCCGGCGACGGCGGCGGCGGCGACGAUGCGUGAAGAGAAGGAGUACGGCGACCUUGAGUCGGACGAGGAAAGGCAGCUGGUUCGAAUUUUGGAAUCAAAUCCUCCCCAUCCGAGUCAAGAACAGCAACGCAGGAGGACCAACGUCCCAGCGCCGGCCUUAUCCCAAGCCCGAACAACGAGCAACACGACGACGGGGACGGCGAUGCCACACCCCGCCACUCGCACCCCGAACCCACAGCGGACAUACGAUACCUCUGCCUCUAUGCUGACCCCAACUUCACGAGGGAACACCACAACCUCAGCAUCUGAAGCCGGUGCAACAAAACGCGUCAAGCUCUUCUCCGAUACCAGAGGGCCAUCACCACCACCAUCAUCAACAACAACAACAACAAAACUAACAACAUCUACAAACCUGAGCCAAACCCAAGGCCGCUCUUACCAAACCACCCCCACAGGCGGCGGUAUCGGUAGACCCACGACGACGACGACGACGGGGCCAGGGUCAUGCGACGACUAUGAAAUCACCACCUCAAUCCUCAGCCUCCUUUCGAGCGAAAAAGGAGUUUCAGACGCAACCCGCCAAGCCAUCCGCGACAAGCUUAACACGUACGCACUGCGCAUGCGCGGCGUCGAGCGGGGGCGCGACAUGACGAGGGCAGCGCUCAAGGCUAAGGAAGCCAAGGAGGUGGAGCUGAAGGCGAGGAUCGAGGAGCUUGAGAGGGAACGGAAAGUCGCUGCUGAUAAAGUCAGGGCGCUGAGGGAUGGGUUGGGGGAGUUGUUUGGUGAUGUUGAUGGUUGUGUUGAUAGUGGUGAGGGUAGAGCCUAGGAGGGGGGUCAGAUGGGAAAUUGGGAGUAGGCGGCAGGUUGCAAAUCCACAAAGGAUGUGGAUUGGUCCAGCUUGCCAUGGCGGAGGUUUCUACUGGUGUUGGGACUUAGUUAGGGUUUGAUCUUGGGGGAGAUAUGAACACGUAUUGUAGGAGUCCGGGAAGUUAUAUAUAUAAUUGUUCAUUGUUUUCC
Neurospora crassa OR74A is the source of this 1857-nucleotide messenger RNA. RefSeq lists its product as hypothetical. The record is from RefSeq and is a predicted model, not a curated record. Bases 332 to 1666 code for a protein of 444 amino acids. Lineage: Eukaryota; Fungi; Ascomycota; Sordariomycetes; Sordariales; Sordariaceae. Gene Ontology annotation, molecular function: zinc ion binding. The transcript has 2 exons.